UGGGGAGAGGACCUGGGCGUGAACGUGGCCAAAGUGGAUGUGACCGAGCAGCCGGGAUUAAGUGGACGAUUUAUCAUCACAGCCCUCCCUACCAUCUAUCACUGCAAAGAUGGAGAGUUCAGGAGAUACCAGGGAGCCAGGAAUAAAGCUGCCUUCAUUAACUUCAUCAAUGAUAAGGAGUGGAAAUCCAUUGAACCAGUGUCCUCCUGGUUCGGGCCUUCCUCUUUCCUGAUGAGCAGCAUGUCAGCCUUGUUCAAGCUGUCCAUGUGGAUCAGGCAUGGCCAUGGCUAUUUAACAGAAAAUCUUGGAAUACCAGUCUGGGGCUCCUAUGCUGUUUUUGGAUUGGCAACUCUGUUUUUAGGAAUGGUCCUGGGACUUCUGAUGGUGUUCCUGGCAGACUGCAUCUGUCCCUCCAAAAAGCACAGAGCACCACAGCUCCAGCCUCAGCCAAGGAAACAAGGUCCAGAGUCAGCUCAUGUGCUGAAGAGCAGGUAUGAAGAGCAAGGAGGAGAUGAGGGAGAUGUCUCAGAUGAGGAGACAGAGGGGAAGGAGGGGAGCAAGAGAGACUCAUCCCCGAGCGGUGUCCGGCAGCGCCCCACACCCAGGGCUGCUCCUCUGCAGAAAUCAUAGCUGCCCUUGCACCACCAUUGGUGUCUGAGUCAGCCACUCAAAGGGAGAGCAAUGACAAAUCCUCCAGCUUGAACAGAACAAAUGACUCCUGGCUUGGUAAUGUUGCUGCAUUUCAUGAAUUCGGAGGAAAUAAUAAUAAUAAUAAAAAAUAAAAAAAAAAAGCAUCAGGUAUCCCAAAGGAAAAGUUGCUGUUGCAAAUGGCUGGAACUUCUCCUGCCUGUGUGCAGAGAAGUGCCAAGGAGUAAUUGCUGUGGCUUCUGGGAUGGUUUGUUCCCUAGGGAUUAUUUGGAAGAGAAUGGAAACCAGAGUCAUUCCUGCAUUAGGGAGCAUUAGCAAGGAAAAUGCACUCACCUGGUUGUUGCUUAAACCUCCCAAAAGGGUUCCCUGCUCUUAUACUGCUUGUCAGUAUAAACCUCUCCAGCUGUGCCCUGAAGGAAUGCUGAGGGAAAAAGUUCCUUUAGUUAUGGAGCUAAAAUUCCUUUAGUUGAGGCUUUUUAUGUGACAAAAAUUGCUUUUUGCUAUGACAACGAGUGCUACAAACCCCCCCAACCUUUUUUCUUACAAAAUGCAACUUAGCACAAGCACUCCUGCAGUGGGAUCCUCUGGCUGACCAGAAACCUGCUGCUUGCAUCCAUCUCUUCCAGAAAAAGCUGUAGAAAACUCUCUGAGCUUCUUGGCAAAGCAGAUUUUCUCUAGGAGCAAGGGACAGGCAGCACCUUGAGGUGUUGUCUGUCCCUGUGACCCCACGUGGCAAUAGUUUACACACAGGUUUCUCUGUGCAAAUCCUCUCCAUUCCUCCUCCUGGAUGCCAGCAGGGCUCUGCUUGUUUUUAAUCCAUCAUUUCUUACUCAGAUCUUGCUGCAAAUCCAUGCAGGCUGUAGUUUAAAAUAACUCCUUUCUAUUUCUUUUUUUUUUUUUUUUUUUUUUCCUGUUUUCACAAAAUCAUUUUGGAACAUUAAACCUGAUUUUUUUUCUUAAAAAAAAAAUUAGUUUACUUUUGUCUGUAUGGUGUUUGUUUUCACUCUGUAUAGAAAUAAAAAGAAUGCACAUGCCCAUUGGA
Zonotrichia albicollis (white-throated sparrow) is the source of this 1690-nucleotide messenger RNA. The record is from RefSeq and is a predicted model, not a curated record. Lineage: Eukaryota; Metazoa; Chordata; Aves; Passeriformes; Passerellidae.